AGCUUGUGCGGCAUCUCCCUUUGCCGGAUCGAAGGUCGGCCUGUGUGCUGUGGUCAUGGCGCUCUUCUUAGCUUAGACUCGAAGUAGCGCUCGUUGUCGUCGUCGUCGUCGUCGUCGUCGUCGUCGUCGUCGUGGUCGUCGCUCGCAAGUUGGCAGCACACAAACACUUCAACAGACACCAGCAGUAGAGGACGAGCGGCGUCGCAUACAGCUACAGAGAGACAGCUAUGUACAGACAGGAGAUCAGACAUCAGACGGCCGACGAGCUGUACGGCGUCCCUGAGAACUUUCUUGAAAUUGAGGUCUGCAAUCCAAUGACACAUGGUAUCGGCCGCAAGAUGUACACGGACUAUGAAAUCAUCUGUCGCACCAAUAUCCCGGCCUUCAAGCUCAAGCAUUCGUCUGUUCGGCGUCGAUACUCAGAGUUUGAGCAAUUCAGAGAUAUACUAGAGCGAGAAUCAUCGCGUGUUACGCUACCCUCACUGCCAGGCAAGGUCUUCACCAAUCGAUUCAGCGAUGAAGUGAUUGAACAUCGUCGAGAGGGGCUUGAGCGGUUCUUGCAGAUUGUGUCGGGCCACCCACUGCUACAGACAGGAUCCAAGUGUCUCUGUGCCUUUAUCCAAGACCCACAGUUGGUAAGCUUGCAAUUAGUCAGUUCCACAAGCCAUUGCUAAUGUUCAAGGACCUCAAUCGGUACAUCUAAGGAGCUGUGCAUGUUGAGGAGUGACAAGAGAAAGCCCUAGCUGUGCUUUAGGUGAAUUGAAUGAGAUUAUGACUGAAUGAGCGAUUCUUGUUUGAGCACGAUUGAGCUGCGAACUGGCCUCUCAGCCUUUGAGCAUGUUUUGUUCCCUCU
Messenger RNA from Protomyces lactucae-debilis, 853 nucleotides. Its product is annotated as sorting nexin-3. The coding region runs from base 228 to 674 and encodes 148 amino acids. NCBI's taxonomy places the organism in Eukaryota, Fungi, Ascomycota, Taphrinomycetes, Taphrinales, Protomycetaceae. The transcript has 3 exons. Gene Ontology annotation, biological process: late endosome to Golgi transport; endocytic recycling. Gene Ontology annotation, molecular function: phosphatidylinositol-3-phosphate binding. The record is from RefSeq and is a predicted model, not a curated record. Gene Ontology annotation, cellular component: early endosome membrane; retromer complex.